AUGAUCUGGUUCGGCACUAUCUCGACGACAUUGAGGGCGGCGAUGCCGAAUACGUCCACGAAUAUGCUGCGUCGAGGAUCAUGGGCAAUUGCUCUAACUGGCAGCUACGGUGCAUCGACAACCUUAUUGAAGAUGUGUAGGGAGAGCGCCAUGUACAAGAACUGCAGAGACUUGGUGAGCAUCAGGGGGGAAAUGAAGGACAAGUACAGCCCCCAGCUUUUCGUCGAGAUCUUCGAUUUCGCUAGCGAGUACAUCGACGUGGCUGGGAGCGGCAAGAACGUCCAAAAAUGGUGCAAGAUCCUAUUCAUCGAGCUCGCGAGCCGUGCCAAGCUGGUGGUGGACUACGAGAGUGACCCGAACUCGAAGCGAGUGUCCGACAAUGACCGUCUAUCCUUCAUUUCUUGGUUCAAGACAUUGAUCAACUCGACCAAAUUCAGGGACUACCGUCCCAACCCCCGCAACAUCAAACGAUACAUCAAGCCUCGGGCAUCCAAGAGGGGUAGGAAGGAGAAACGCGCGUUCGUCAAGAGGCGCCGGCCGGGCUGUGCCGUGAAUGGAACCAUGUAG
Chaetomium globosum CBS 148.51 is the source of this 567-nucleotide messenger RNA. RefSeq lists its product as uncharacterized. The coding region runs from base 1 to 567 and encodes 188 amino acids. The record is from RefSeq and is a predicted model, not a curated record. Lineage: Eukaryota; Fungi; Ascomycota; Sordariomycetes; Sordariales; Chaetomiaceae. The transcript has 3 exons.